AUGAAAAAUAGUCAGAAAUUAAGUGGCAAUCAAAAAAUUUAACAAUUAUACAACUAUGAGGAGAUGAUUGAAUAGGAAGAGAUUUCAAAAUAACUAAAAGAUCAGUUAAUACUUAUAUUAAACACUUCAAAUGAAUAGAUUUCUGUCAAGGAUGCAGUUGAUGCAAUUAAAUCUGAAAAUAUUCUAGAAACUCAUAAAGCAUUAAUUUAAUUGAGAAAGACCUUGUCUGUAUUAUUGUUUCAAUAAUUUAAUAAGAAUUUUGAUUAAGCACAAAUAUUUACUAAUGAACUUGUACCACUCCUAUUUUAUUUAAUCCAAUUUGGAAGCACAUACAUUAUAAAAUUGGAAGCUACAUGUUUAAUUAAUUGUAUAUAUUAGAAAUCAUCUCCAUUUUUGCAGGAGGAAAGAGUGAUAUUUCAAGAAUAAUCUUUGAAAAUGGAAUUGUUUAACUGGCUAUGUCUAUUUUGUAAAAUGACAAUUCUGAAUUAUCAAUGUUGAUUAUGGUCAUAUUAGGCAAAUUAGCUGGAGAUUCAAUAUAAUAUAGAGAUUGUAUACUUCAAUCCUGUAAUUUGGAUAGAAUUAUAAUGAAAAUGGAACUAAGAUACGAAGCAACUUAUGUCUGGUGUUUAGCUAAUAUGUGUAUUGGAAGACCAAGUCCACAAUUUAAAAUAAUAAGACCAGCCUUUAAUAUAUUCAUGAAAGUUAUUAUGUAUGAACCUACAUAAACAAAUAUUAAGAUGAUGAACGAUGCAAUCUGGGCACUUGGAUACAUGUUAGAUGGUGAACCAACUAGAAUAUCUAUAUUAAUAGAUCAUGGAAUUAUAAAUAGAUUGAUAGAAUUAAUGCAUCAAUGCAACUUUGUUUCCAUUUUAAGAAUUUUUGAAUGUAUUUUUCAAGGAAAUCAACAAUAAAUUCGUUAUUUAUUAGAAUGUGGAUUCCUAUCCCAAAUUAGAAAUAUACUUGAUCCAAAAAGUAGAGAAAAGAGUGGCAAUAUGUUAUAAACAUUUGCAGCAACAGAAACCUUAUUCAAAGUUUUAUCUAAUCAGAAUUUCUUAAUAUCAUUAUUUAAUUCUUUAUAAGAUGAUAAUUCAGAAUUAAGAGGAGAUGCAUUAGAAAUGAUUGGAAAUGCAGUAUAACAUGGUACGAAUGAAGAUGUAUAUCAAAUGGUUAAGAAUAAAUUAAUCCAGAGUAUUUUGGGAAUGUUAGAGUUAGCAUAAAUUAAAGAAUUACCAUCUAAUCAUCUUAAAAAAGGAUUAGAAAUUCUAAUUAAAAUAUUGCGAAAAGGUGAAAUCAGAUCAAAAGAUAGGUAAAACAAUUAGUAUUUUACAGUAUUCAUGUAGAUCAAUGGAAAAGAUGUAAUAUAAAAGCUAUUAUCCUAUAAAUAGGAUGACGUUGCGAAAUAUGCUUACAUCUUUAAAUAGGAAUUCACCUUAUGA
Paramecium pentaurelia is the source of this 1436-nucleotide messenger RNA. The record is from the annotation of a GenBank genome assembly. NCBI's taxonomy places the organism in Eukaryota, Ciliophora, Oligohymenophorea, Peniculida, Parameciidae.